This is a messenger RNA of Penicillium longicatenatum, 1050 nucleotides long. RefSeq names its product class I SAM-dependent methyltransferase. Lineage: Eukaryota; Fungi; Ascomycota; Eurotiomycetes; Eurotiales; Aspergillaceae. Gene Ontology annotation, molecular function: methyltransferase activity. Bases 1 to 1050 code for a protein of 349 amino acids. The record is from RefSeq and is a predicted model, not a curated record. The transcript is spliced from 10 exons.
AUGCCGUCCGACACAAUCGAUAUCGAUCCAGAUUUCUAUACGAUGCAAAGGUCGUAUGAGGAUGAUGAUUGGAAGUCUGAUACCACUUCUCUUGCCUCGGAGGUUGCCAGAGGUCGUGUGCAAAAUGGUCGAAGAUACCAAUCUUUGAAGUCUGAGGACUACUGGUCCCCAUCUGAUGAGCUGCAAUUUGAAGCUUAUGAGACUGGUCACAUUAUUUACCUCCUGCUGGACUACAAUCAGCAAAACCCACUCCACCGCUCUCCCAUCAAAUCGCCUAAACACAUUCUGGAUGUCGGAACUGGAAAAGGAAGCUGGGCAAUCGAUAUGGCGGAUAUGUACCCCGAUGCAACCGUUCGUGGCGUAGACCUAUACCCACCCCCUCAUAGCUGGAUUCCCCCAAACUGUGUCUUCGAGGUAGACGACCUUCUUCAACCAUGGACAUGGACCGAGAAGUUCGAUCUCAUCUACUUGCGUCAUAUGCUUGGCUCAUUCGGCAGGGAAGAAUGGGCUACAUUGUAUGACCAAUGCUACGAAAACCUCGAACCGGACGGUUGGAUCGAGGAAUUUGAAUUCGAUAUCCGAGUGUAUAGCGAUGACAACUCCUUGCCAGAAGACAGCAUCCUCGCCAAGUGGGGUGAUAUAUGGUUCCCUUGCUCUGAGCGAGCUGGUCGCCCCUUCCGAAUCGAGGAUACUAUGCGAGCUAGCCUGGAGAAAGCUGGCUUUGUUGAUAUCCGGGAGAAGGUUUAUAAAGUUCCUCUUGGUCCUUGGGCUAGAGAUCCGCUGCUUAAGGAACUCGGCUUGCUUCAUCAUCAACAUUGGUCGACUGGUCUGGAGGGAUAUUGUAUGUUUUUGCUCACUAAGUUUGGAGCCCCGACCCCGUGGAAACCGGAGGAGGUACAGGUGUUUCUGGCUAAGGUGCGGGCGGAAUUGAAGAAUACAGCGAUCCAUGGAUAUCAAUUUGGGCGGCGGAUCUGGGCUAGGAAGCCCAGAGAGGAUGAGAUAAAGAAAGAAGUAAUCGAUCGACCGAUUAAACUGGAGCAGUCACCGUAA